AGGCGCAAGGCUAUCCGGCGGUAAGUGGCGCAUUGAUCCGCCGUACAAUUUUAAUGGUGGUAAAUACAGUCACGUGACGUGGGGGCAGCCAAUCGGAAGCAGCGGAGCUCGGAGAAAUAAUUACCUGCCUUGAUUGUCCUAUGGCCAGAUAAAAAAGUACACAUACACCCCAUAUAAUAAUCGGAUGCAUGUAAACGAGUCUGGGAAGCUUCGACAUGUCGACCACGGGGCCCAUAAGUAAUUAUUAUGUGGACUCCCUGAUCAGCCAUGACACCGACGAGGUCCUCGCAGCGGCGGCGGCGGCAGCGGCGGCGACUCGCUUCUCCGCUCCCGCCUCGCACCCUUCUGGUCCGCGUCCCGCGUCUCUGGUGCCGGACUGCGGGGACUACCCGUCAUGCAGCUUCGCCGCCAAGCCACCGGUUUUCCCCACAUCCUGGGCCCCGUCACAGUCUUCGGUUGUCUAUCAUCCGUACAGCCAUCAAGCUCACUUGGGUGCGGACUCGCGUUACGUGCGCUCGUGGCUGGAGCCCAUCUCGGGCGCGGUGCCUUUUCACGGCUACCCGGGCAACGGCAGGCACUACGGCUUGAAGCCCGACGCCUUCCCGGAGCACAGAGCUAGCGACUGCCUUGGGAGCGCUGGCCGGACCUACACGGAUUAUCUGUACUGCUCGUCGUCGGAUGUACGGGACAAGACGCUGCAGAGCCUCCCGUCGCCCGAACCUGAGCUGCUGGCUGCGGGGAAACAUAAAGAAGAGAAGCCCGAGCUCGACCCGAAUAAUCCGGUGGCAAAUUGGAUCCACGCCCGCUCCACCAGGAAGAAACGCUGCCCUUACACCAAGUACCAGACUCUCGAACUAGAGAAGGAGUUCUUGUUCAAUAUGUACCUCACCAGGGACCGUCGCUAUGAGGUGGCCCGGGUACUCAACCUGACUGAGAGGCAGGUUAAAAUCUGGUUCCAGAACCGGCGGAUGAAGAUGAAGAAAAUGAACAAAGAGAAGAGCGACAGCAAGGAACAAUAAUGUCGCACGCGACAACCCAACUGUCUUGAGCAGAACCACGAUAUAUGGACAAAACCCAUUCAGCCCUUCUCUUUAUAUUUAUCAUUUUCUCAUUUUUAACCCCAUUUUUAAGACUGUUUGAUGCUUGUUAUUUUUCUACGCAAAUGUGUAAUGAUAAAAAGAAAGCUAUAAUUCAACAUUUACACUUAAGAACUUUUUUGUAAGGGAAAUUCUAAAAGUACAAUUUGGACGUGUAAUAGCACUCUGAAGUGAGAGAAUACUUGAAAUUAUGUGUUUGGCACAUCCAUAAUUUAAGUUGCAGGUGAAGUAUUUUGUAUACAAAACAUCUGCGGUUGUCUGUCUUGUUUGUAUUUUUUUUGUGAUAGUUAUUGUGUAUCUCUUUUGGACUAU
Corythoichthys intestinalis (scribbled pipefish) is the source of this 1409-nucleotide messenger RNA. RefSeq names its product homeobox C9a (gene hoxc9a). Gene Ontology annotation, cellular component: nucleus. The transcript has 2 exons. NCBI's taxonomy places the organism in Eukaryota, Metazoa, Chordata, Actinopteri, Syngnathiformes, Syngnathidae. Gene Ontology annotation, molecular function: RNA polymerase II cis-regulatory region sequence-specific DNA binding; DNA-binding transcription factor activity, RNA polymerase II-specific. The record is from RefSeq and is a predicted model, not a curated record. The coding region runs from base 216 to 1019 and encodes 267 amino acids. Gene Ontology annotation, biological process: DNA-templated transcription; proximal/distal pattern formation; regulation of transcription by RNA polymerase II.